Molecule: messenger RNA, 5804 nt
Organism: Bombyx mori (domestic silkworm)
Lineage: Eukaryota; Metazoa; Arthropoda; Insecta; Lepidoptera; Bombycidae
Exons: 15
Coding region: 21-2063 (680 amino acids)
Source: RefSeq, a predicted model, not a curated record
UUGGCUGUCAGUUUAAAAUAAUGACCGUAAUGUUGAAGAAAUGGUAUCGUUCAAAGAAAUACAUAGUUAUCAUGAUAAUUGUAAUAGUUUUUUGCCUUCUUUAUUACACAAGCUUGGGCGAGAAUAUACCCCGCGAGCCAGACUUGGAUAUUACAAGGCAACCUAUGCCAGAUCGUAGUGCUGUCUGUAAUUCGGUUGUGGGGCCUGAUAACCCUGACAAAAGAGACUCUGUGAGACAAUAUAUAGAAAAUAAGUUGCAAGAAGCACUCAAAGAGGACAAAGGUACUGGAUGCGAAAUACCCAAACUGGAUCCAUUCGCGGCGGAGGUGACCCAAUUCGACAAGGACCUGCCCAAGGUCGUAUGCAAGGGCAGAGAUUGGGUCAAAUGUUUUCUUUCAGAGUGCAAAGUGGUUCCGGACAUAUUGUCGACUACCAAGGACAUAACCUGUACGUACAGAGACAUCAUAUACCACAGUGACAACGAGUACGUAUUGGGACCGCCGACUGACGUCCGGGAUGGCGGCGUGUACCACCUGACGAGAAGCGACCACGUCAAGAUCAAAUGCGUAGGCACGCAUCUGCAUAGCAUCCUUCCGUCGAGAUGGUCAGGUCAUUCGCUGGGAUUCCGGUCGACGGUGGCGGCGCCGCCCCCCGACCGCGAUGACGCUCUCGACGUGCUCAUAUUCGGGUUCGAUUCCACGUCGAAGAACGGCUUCAUAAGGAGUAUGCCGAAGAGCUACAAAUACCUGACCGAGGAGCUGAAUGGCUACGUUCUAGACGGGUACGGCAUACUCGGUGACGGCACGCCUGCCGCCUUAUUCCCCAUACUCACGGGCAAGAACGAGUUGGAGCUACCAGACGUCAGGAAGAAGACGAAGAACGGCAACACCUUAGACUGUAUGCCGUUCAUAUUCAACCAACUAAAGGGGGACGGUUACCGCACGGCAUAUUUCGAGGACAUGCCCUGGAUAGGAACGUUUCAGUACCGGUUUAAUGGUUUCCUCCAUCAGCCGGCCGAUCAUUACUUGAGGGCAUUCUACCUCGAGGAGUCGAACAGAGGCAAGAAGUGGUGGAGGGGCAGCAACAGCAAGUACUGCAUAGGAGACACUCCUCAGUACAAGCUAAUGAUGAACAUUACCGAUCAGUUCUUUCGUUUGGACGGCAAGAAGUUUUGCUUCACCUUCAUAGCCGACAUAACUCAUGAUGACAUCAACAUGAUAUCGACAGCUGACGAUGACACUGUCGACUUCUUGAAGCUGUUCAAGGAACAAGGAAGGCUUGAGAACACCAUGCUAUUCGUGAUGGGCGACCACGGACCCAGGUACUCGAAGGUCCGCAACACGCUGCAAGGCAAGCUGGAGGAGCGUCUACCGCUGAUGGUGGUGGUCCCGGCGGCGCGGCUGGUGCGCGCGCGGCCCGCCGUGCUCGAAGCGCUGCGACACAACCGCGCCGCGCUCACCACGCCGCACGACGUGCACGCCACGCUGCUCGACGCGCUGCGCCGCCCCGCCCCGCCCCCCGCCUACACCGUGCCCGGCGCCGACCUGCCGCGCGCGCUCUCCCUGCUGCAGCCGAUCCCGCGGAACCGGUCGUGCAGCGAGGCGGGCAUUGAGCCGCACUGGUGCGCGUGCAUGCGCUGGAGCCCCGUGCCCCCCGCCGACCCGCUGCACGCCGCCGCCCCCCGCGCGCUACUGCAAUACAUCAACACGCUCACCGAGCCCAAAAGAGCGUCGUGCGUCCCCCGCACGCUGUCCGCGGUGCACUGGGUGCUGAGGGCCCACGCCAACAGUAGGGUGCUCUCCUUCAUCGAGGCCAAGGACGCGGACGGCUACGUGGGGAAGUUCGGGGCCAAGCUCAAGGUCAACAGGGAGAACUUGCAGGUCAAGAUCUCCGUCGGUCCCGGCGAGGGGAUAUACGAGGCCUCGCUCGCGUACCUGAGAAAGGAGGACAAGUUCCUCAUCGAGUCCAGAGACAUAUCCAGGACGAACGCGUACAACGACGAGCCCAGCUGCAUCAGCGCCACGCACCCCCACCUCAACAAGUACUGUUACUGCAAAAUAUAGUACACUCACUAGUAACUAAUCUCGAAUAUAAAUUUGAAAGAUGAGAUUUUCUAUUCAUCAUAAUACUAAUCAACAGUAACAGUGCUGGCACGGCUCAGCGGGACCGCGCGGGGUGUCGCCAGUACAUACGCAAAUAUUACUCACUAGACUUACAAGAUUGUGCUCGCAGUUAAAUCUACAUGUAUAUAUAAGAAAUCGCUUGACCCGGUCGCGUCUCACGCCUCAAUGACGUGCACACAGUAUUCCACUAUACUAGUGAUGUGGUCAAGGAACACAGAGCACCAUAGGGAUGUGGAUAUUCGAUAAACUAAAUAGAGAUCCAUCAACUAAAAGCAAAUAUUCUGGUCAUAUUGUUUAUGUUAAAAACGUGUUAUAAUCUCGUGGUGGAAUCUCUUUUUGUCGCAAUUUUUUUAUUUAUUUGUUAUAUAACGACUGUACUUAAAUUAGAAUUAGAAAUAAUGUUACCAAAGUUCAAAAUUUGUUAUGUCGUUGAUUGCGUCGUGAGCUUUAAAAAGCUCCCUGCGCGACUGUCCUCUGGGGGCUUAGGGUUGGCCCUUUGUGAGGCUCAUCAGUGCUCAUGCGCACUUUAAAGAAGUCGAAUCUUGCCUCUCGAAAAUACCUCAUCCGCACCGUCAGCAUGUCCAUGCUUAGGGACAACAUUGGGACUUGGUAUUCAUUGGUCUUGAUCUCAUGCGGCCUCACGGACAUGAGUUAAUGGUAGGCAGCGGCUUGGCUCUACCCCUGGCAUUGCUGAUGUCUAUGAGCGACGGUAACCACUUACCAUCAGGUGGGCCGUAAGCUCGUAUGCCUACAAAGUCAUCUGUUAUCUACGUGGGUGAAACUAGGGAUUGGCUGAUGGUGCAUCAAAAUUUAUUAGGUUUUCAAUAAAUUGCAAUAUAUAUUGCAAGCACGAAUAUAUAUUUUUUUUUGGGUUAGGUCAUUUUUGCGCUGACGACCGCAAAUCGCCUCCCAAGCCCCCAUUUAUUUUCUGGGUCUCUUACUGCCCCCAAGACCUUGCGCCCACAAGGGGGCGUUAUCGCCCACUUUGGAAAACGCUGCCUUAUAUCAACUAUAAUAAUGUUUUUUAUGCAUUAAACAACUUUCUCGCGCACGUUGGUUAUACAUGUGUAUAUAGGCUAACAUAAUGCCAAUUAAUAUAUAUAAUAUUAUAAUUAUUUAGAAAUCUUAAAAUCAUUAACGAUUUUGGGCGGAACUUCUCAAUAAUUUUAAAUUUCUGUAACAUUCUCAUUACGAAAUACUCCUAUAUUAAAAAACAUUUAUGAAGUUAAUUAAUUUAUUUAAAUUUUUAAGAGAGAAAAAAAAACAUUUAUAAUUAAUAUAUAUUGAGGGUGGAACGGUUAUUUGGUUUUGCAAUUUUUGCAAUUUUAAUUUGGAAAAAAAUGUCACAAUAAAAAAAUAUCUUCAGCCAUUUGAAUAGAGUAAACUUAAUUGAGGUUCAAUUAAAAAUAUCGAAUUUUUGAUGCUGAUACCAAAUAAAAUGCACCCUUAAUUACAAAAGUAAAAUGUCGCUCAAACCGAUUAUCAUUUCACCCCUCGACAUGUAUAUAUUAUACAUAUUCUAAAUUUUUGUAUAGUAAUGUUUGUCUAUAGUUUAUCUUGUUAUAACUUUGCGCACAUGGCGCAGUGGCGCUGUAUUUUUUAAGGCUCUUUAAGACAAAUAUUGUGUUUGCAUGGAAACUAGCGACAUCUUGUGGCGGAUGCCCCUAAACUUAUAUGUUGUUAAAGUUAAGGCAUUUAAUAACUGUUUAACUUACUAAACACAGAAAAUAAAUAAAAAACCAUACAAGUCUUUAUUUGUUAUAGAUAAAUUGAUUAAAUUUUAUCAAGUUGUGGUUAUUAAAAAUUUACAAAAUCCUUUAUCACAAAUAAAAUAUAGGUUAGGUAAUAUGUUGCUGCCAUCUACAGGAGCAAUAAGAAACUAAUCGAAGCGAAGCCAUCUAGUGGCCGACGCCGCUAAACAUUUUUUGUUGAGUGCUCGAGUUGCUUAUCUAUAAUUAAUUUAUGUGUAUUAUCUAUGGCAGCGGUCAGGGAACCGGGGGGUAAAUUAUCCCAAAUGGGGUAAGAUGAAAUUUUGUGGGGGGUAAAAAUGAAACUUUUGUCAGUAAAAAGUAUAUAUUGAAGUGAAACUUCUUUAGAAUCGUUGUGAUUUCAAAUUAUCAUGGGGCCUAUAAUAUGAAAGAUGCUAAAAGGAAGCGAUUUCGUUUUUUUUUGUUCUUCGCCAUGGGGUAAGAUCAACUUGCACAUAAAAAGUUUUUUUUUUUUUUUAUGUACACACAGAAAAGAAGACAUAGUACAGAGUAAUAGGAAUAUUAUGUACAAAGGCACUGCUUAUUUCUUUAAGAAAUCUCUUCCAGCAGACCUGCGAGAGAAUUAAUGAGAAUAAUAAUAAAAGAUGAGUGUGUGUAGAACAAAUUCAACAUGAGAAAUAUUUUGGGGUAAUAAUUAAAAAAGUUCCCCGACCACUGAUCUAUGGUGUUUGUCUCGAGGUGCGUCGCUGGGCGCGUCCGCGUGCUCCCACAGAACCGCGAUUUCAUUGUCUGUAUUACUUAUUCGAGUCAAUUUAGUCUUAAGAACUCUCACAAUACGGUCUGUUUUAAUUAAAUACCAAUGAUUAAUAUAUAGCAUUAAAUGUAGGUAUUAUUUUGUUAGAGGGCAAGGUCUACUGAAUGAGCUAGUGAUGUCUAUGGACUCUUAUUAAUAUCUAACGUCAAGCAACAGCAAUGGCGGAUCCAGGGGGGGGGUCAUGGGGGUCAUGACCACCCCCUGAGCUGGUUCCAGGACUUAGGUGGACCACUAAUUGAAUAUAAUGAUUUUAUUUAUAUAUUUUGUCACCAUACAGAUUUUAUUUAACUACAUACCUUCAAUAUUUAAUUAAUUUAAUAUAAUAAUAUAAUAACUUUGUAUAAUGGCAAACGCUUGGGAACGAACGCAUCUAAAUUUGACUAUGUGACCCCCUCCUGGCGCCAAAGCUGGAUCCGCCCUUGAGCAACAGGUUGACUGGUGGUAGGACCUCUUGUGAGUACGCACGGGUAGGUACUACCACCCUACCUAUUUCAGCCGUGAGCAGUAAUGCGUUUCGGCUUCUUAUUACCAUAACGACUUUCAAGAUCUCGAGUUGAUGUUUUAGUCCUGAGCUAAAUCGUGUUUUAUAUUAGUUAUAACUACAUUAAUAUUAUAUUAAUUAAAAAUAAACAAUUUCAGGUUACAAUCUGAUUUCCUAUUUUUUGUUGUUGUUAAGCGACUUAUAUUAUGUUUUAUUUUUAUGUACAUCAUUUGAGAUGCAGUAUGCAUGAUUUUGUGCAGGACUUUCUGAAAACUUUAAUUUGUAAUAACAACACAUUUAGUGACUUAAUUAACAACUAAUGUAAACUAUAUUUUUUUUUUUUUAGUGCCAUUGUAGGCAGACGAGCGCACGGCCCACCUGAUGGCGAGUGGUUACCGUCGCCCAUGGACAUCAGUAAUGCCAGGGGCAGAGCCAAGCCGCUGCCUACCGCUAGCUUAUAUAGAUACAUAUAUAGAUUAUAUAGAUAGAUAUAUACAGAUAUUCUGAUUCUCACAUUAAUUUAAUUCACUCUUCAUUUAGUUAUUAUAUUCUUGUGAUACUUUUCAUUCUUGACCACAAAAUAUUAGGUAAGACAUAGUUUUAUUAACAAACAUUGUAUUUUUAGUAACAUUAAUCGGUAGACUUGCCUAUACAUAAAUAAAUUUGUCAGUGAAUUA